Aspergillus vadensis CBS 113365 is the source of this 726-nucleotide messenger RNA. RefSeq lists its product as uncharacterized. The transcript has 3 exons. The coding region runs from base 103 to 549 and encodes 148 amino acids. Lineage: Eukaryota; Fungi; Ascomycota; Eurotiomycetes; Eurotiales; Aspergillaceae. The record is from RefSeq and is a predicted model, not a curated record.
UGUAGCAGGAGCCGCGCAGCUUGAGUUAAAUCCAUACUGUGCUUGCACUCCUGUUGUAAUCAGCAUUUAACACAUCUUCAAUACGACAUACGGGAAACCUUAAUGCGUAGAGACCGAUUAAAGUAUAAUAGCAUUGUCGAAAAAGGCCUGGACAGUGUAUUGUGCUCUCAGUGCAAGCCUAGCCAUUCUUGGUCGCUGUGGCAGUGUUUAUGGCGCAAAUUGACUGCUUUUAAUGAUGAACAUCGGCUGGUGCACGUCCCCAUGAAGCUAAUUCCAGCCUACUGUUAUAAUACCUCCAUGACAGACGAAAAGGUGGUUGCGCUGGUUCUCGAUUUUGGAAAUCAAAUACUUUGGCGCCGACGAAGUCCAUUUCAGCUGUCAAAAGCAGCGACCCGCCGAUUGCAGGGUUUGCCAACCAACCCCUACCUGCGUCUGAUUUGUCUUGUAUGGGCGUUGGCUGGUUUUGUCUUGAUGCUGCCAUGCCGACCAGUCUAUCACUCGUUUCGGAAUGAACUCCUCUUGCCGCUUCUCUGGAACUGGCGUAGAUGACUUUCAAAAGCCCUCUUGCAAUCUAUGGAUCGAUUAGCGUCAGUACACCGGCCAACUGACGUAAAGACCUGGAAGAUAUGGUGUUCGGCCUUCGAGUGCAUAAGCUCGGUACUUUUGCUAGACAGGGUUUUUUUAGCUCCUUGAUGCUAAGCAUGGGGGAGUGUAAACAAGAUGUGC